GAGGGAGGGUGGCGAGGCGGUUUGUGCGGCUCGGCAUCGGGCUCCAGUGUUCAAGUCCUUCUAAGGAGGAUAAUAAAGGUCCAGCAGCAACACAGGCUACUUGUACAUUGGCUGACAUCUGACUCCUCUGACCCCCUCAUGGAGCUGAUCAAGGCCACCCAGGAUGCCUCUCGCGGUUCAAACUUUCUGCCUACCUCUACGUCCACCCAUUCACUCCUUCUCCUGGCCUCGGACAAUGACACCUCCUUGUUCUUCAACACCACUUGUCCCAACUGUACAGAAGUGGAAUCCCUCCCCGGUUUGGCCGGCAUCUUCAUCCCGCUCAUCUAUGGAAUCGUCUGCGCUGUCGGCCUGGUGGGUAACACGCUGGUGAUCCAUGUGGUGGUGAACUACACCAAAAAUGAGUCAGUGACCAACAUCUACAUACUCAACUUGGCCAUCGCCGAUGAACUCUUCAUGCUAGGCCUUCCCUUCUUGGCAGUCCAGAACGCGCUGCUCUCGUGGCCAUUUGGCUCGCUUAUGUGCCGCUUGGUCAUGACUGUGGACGCCAUCAACCAGUUCACCAGCAUCUUCUGCCUCACCGUCAUGUCCGUAGACCGCUACCUGGCCGUGGUGCACCCCAUCCGCUCUACCUGGUGGCGCCGCCCCCGAGUGGUCAAGGCCAUCAGCAUGGCAAUGUGGGCGGGCUCCUUUGUGGUGGUGCUUCCCGUGGUCAUUUUCGCCGAUGUGCUGAAGGACGACGGCAACUGCAGCAUUGUGUGGCCCGAGCCAGCCGAACUGUGGAAGACCUCGUUUAUCGUCUACACCUUCACCAUGGGCUUCUUCUGCCCCCUGCUGGUCAUCUGCCUGUGCUACCUGCUGAUCGUCAUUAAGGUACGGAGCGUUGGGAAACGUGCACAGGCAUCGUCCUCCCGUCGCAGGAAGUCUGAGCGUAAGAUCACCAGGAUGGUGGUGGUGGUCGUGGCGGUGUUUGUGCUGUGCUGGCUACCAUUCUACGCCCUCAACAUCGUUAACCUGCUGGUGGUGCUGCCGGGCGACUUCCGGGGCCUCUACUUCUUCGUGGUGGUGCUGUCGUACGCCAACAGCUGCGCUAACCCCAUCCUGUACGGCUUCCUGUCUGACAACUUCAAACGGGGCUUUCGCAAGGCCCUGUGCCGCAGCUCGCGCCGGGUCAAGAGCCACGACAGGGCCGACAUGGAACGGCAGCGGCCCACGGAGGAAUGGGGUGGUAUUGCUCUUCACAGGCAAAGGAGUGUGCUUGCCGGUCAGCGUCAGGAAACAACACAAGAUGGCGCGCAGAUAAUCAAAAUAAUCAAAACAUCACAUAACGGAAAGAGUAAAGAUGCUCCAGAAGAUUCUAGGAUGCCGGACUUGAAGACACCACAACCUGAGGACUCCAGUCUGGAAACCAAACACGGAGAACAAGCAGAGAAAGGUUCUAAUCCAAAAAGCAAGCUGCAAGCUGGUGAGUUUUUGGGGAACAAGUCAGUGCUCGAAAUCAGCUACUUGUGACUUUUUGGGUGUGCUCCUGUAGUCCGUUACUCUGGUCACGAAAAAAAAAAACCUUGGUGGACAUGCUACUGAGGUGAGGUUACUGUUCACAUUUGUGUUUUUGUCAGCGGAACAAAUAAUGCUCAGUUAAGCAUAUGCAUAAAAUCAUGCCCCGGCUGGACGGUGUAUGUCACGCGUACAUUGUCCAAGGACCCCACGCACACAAAACAACACGUCCUCUGGGUCAUAUACACUCAUUGGACUUUUUCUAUGGCACAUUUUUUUCCCAGCUGAGAAGUAAAGAAAUAAAUGAUAUAAUCACAUGAAAAAAAGGUCCCUAAAAUGUUCUGCAAGGAGACAGCGUUUCUGCCGACUUCAGCGGAUUGCAAUCAACAAGACCCCUUUGGUGAAAAGACCCAGGUAUGUUGAACUACUCCAUUUACACUUCUGGCCUCACAUUGAAGUCUGUUCAUGAUUUUCUCUCAGCUUACUGUUGGCUGUUGCCAACCAUCGCCGGGUUUUGCUCACAUUAGGUGAUGUGAUGUGACAUAUCCUGGGCUUCGGCUAACACGGAACCAGAAGACCUCGUGUAAUUAAUACUAUUCAGAAGAUUGGGGGAAAAUAAGAGAAGAAGAAGAAAGGUCUUUAUUUGUCUCGUGUAAAAUGUACAGUACAGCAAAAUGUAUGCAUUUCUGCAUUUAACCCAUCCUUUUGAGGAGCAGUGGCAGCCGUUGGGGAGGCCCGGAAACGGGUCGCAGGUUAGCAGUGAAGCAUCCGUGUGGGGGCAACAAUGGUGGCAAUGUGGGCGAAGUGUCUUUGCCCAAGGACAGCUGCUUACUUGACGACCUACAGUACCUCCUGAGCCUCUCAUUGCAGACGUGUGUUGUUCUUUUGCUGUGUUUUUGCUUUGUUUCAAACCAAAAACAAAAACACAAUGCUGUACUUUCAUGUUCUGUGUGGGCUAUGUGGCAAGGAUGUGAUGGUAUAAUGUAAAAACUUUAUGUAGAAACUACUCAAAGCCACUAGGGGACAUAUGUUCAUACUAACUGCAGAUGCGCUGAUCCACAUUUGGUCACUUCCGAUUCCGUCCCGAUACCUGAAUUUGGACAGCUGUCGAUAACAAUAGUAUUCCGAUACCAGAGCUCUGUUUGCUUAAAUACUAUUGUAGCAUCAACACACGUUAGAAGAAUGAUGAGGAUGUGGUCGAUCAACAACUGCUGUCUGCGAUGUGUUAUCUCUUCUUUUGACAAGAGCAUCACUCGACAUCGCUUCUUGUUUUUUUGUGAAGUCUAAUCUUUGGACUGGGUUUUUUUUAAACAUUUGAAUGUCAUUAAGCAAAUGUAAAAACAUAUAUCCAGCUGUUUUAUUUCAACAUAUUUAUUUGUACAAAAUAAAACACACUGCUGUCUGUUCAGUGGUUCAAUUAACUGAAAGUGUGAUGAUUGAAAGCAGACCUAUGACGACCCCUAAAGGCAAAUCUAUGAAUUUGCAUUUA
Molecule: messenger RNA, 2986 nt
Organism: Dunckerocampus dactyliophorus (ringed pipefish)
Lineage: Eukaryota; Metazoa; Chordata; Actinopteri; Syngnathiformes; Syngnathidae
Product: somatostatin receptor type 5-like
Exons: 3
Coding region: 139-1512 (457 amino acids)
Biological process (GO): neuropeptide signaling pathway
Cellular component (GO): neuron projection; membrane
Molecular function (GO): neuropeptide binding; somatostatin receptor activity
Source: RefSeq, a predicted model, not a curated record